AAAUGGUGAAUGUCUUUUGCAGUGGACAACUUUGGACUAACCCAAUAUUUCCCCCCAUGAGGCAGUGCGGUUGUUGGCGCUUGGAAGAGUGGGCCUCAGCAUAGCAGCACUUGAAGGUUGAUGGAAUGUCCAACUCCGACAAGCAACAGCAGCAAAACACCUCAGCAGGCGAGAAGUGGAGAGUCAAGACCCUGGACGAAAUCUUAGAGGAGAAGCGCAGACGGAAGGAACGGCAGACCAUGGAGCAGGGGAGCAAGGGAGACCACUCGGGACAUCUUGAAGAAGGGGAGCUGGAAGAUGAGUGGGCCCCCCACAGAGCACGAGAGACUGGUACAGAUCCCUACAGGCACAUAGAAAAUGGUGAACUUCAGGAGAAGAAAGGAAAGGAAGGGGUGACGGAGGGAGGUGGCAGUGAUGAUGAAAGGAUGGAGGAAGGACUGGAUAUCAAACCUCCACAGCCCAAGAAAGACAGCAGGUCUUCCCACCAUUCCCAUAAGGACAGAAGGAAGGACAAACACCGGGACCGAUCCCAGCGCCGGAAGAGGUCGCUGUCCAAGGAAGGCGCCGACUACGGUCCCGCCAGGCAGAAACGCCGCAGCAAGGAACCGGAGAGGGCGGACCACAAGGAGCGCAGACACGCCAGGCCGGCAGAUUUUGCAGCAAGGGGUCGAUCACAGAAGCAGCCUUACCGUGAACGCGAACGUCCGCGGGAAAGACCCGAAGCACCGAGGGAACCAGAACCAUGGAGACGAGAUCGAGUUGGGCCUCGUCCAGAAAGGGAACCACCACGGGGUGAUAGGUUGGCUCCACGUGCCGACAGAGAGAGGGAACGGCCACGGUCGAAGGAGGACUUAAGGAGGAAGGAGCGACGGGAUGUCGGUCCUCAACAGAGCAGCCGCAGCGGGCAGAGCAGGAAACGGGAGGGGGAACGAAGCCCAGUAAGACCACCACGUGAUGAACAGAACUUACGGGCACAACCAAAGUACGAAUCACCAAAGGUAAAAGAGCAAGAUGAGCCACAGAGUGCAGAUGAGAGGGUGCACACACCACCAAGGGAGGAGGAGGAACAGGAGAUCGAGGUCGGAGGUAUGGAAGUAGAGAGGGAGGAGGAGAGAAGUGAGAGUUCUGGGGAGGGGUCAUCAGGGGAGGAGUCAGGGUCAGAGGGUGAGGGGUCAGAGGGCGAGGGGUCAGAGGAAGGGGAGGAGAGUGGGGAUGAGUCAGGAUCAAGCAGCUCCUCUUCUGAGGACGAAGAUUCUGGGGAGGAAUCUGGAUCCGGGGAUGAUCAAGGCAGCGAGAGAUCUGGCAGUGUGCGAUCCACAAGUCCAGAUCACGUUGAGAACAAAACACACCAUGUCCACGUCAAGUCCAAGUUUGAUGAAGAGUCAGGAGGGAGUGAGGAAGAAGAUGACCAAUCAGAGCCUCCCUCUGAUAACGAGUAUGUGGUGGCAGAUUCGCCUCCUGAGUCGCCACCAGAGCUGAAACCAGAGAUUCCUCCAUACCUCCCUGCUGUCAUGGGCUGCCGCAACGUGGAAGAAUUCUCCUGCCUCAACAGAAUAGAGGAAGGCACGUACGGCGUCGUGUACCGUGCAAAGGACAAGAAGACGGGAGAGAUUGUGGCCCUAAAGCGGCUCAAGAUGGAGAAGGAAAAGGAAGGGUUUCCCAUCACCUCCCUUCGCGAGAUCAACACCCUUCUGAAAGCUCAGCAUCCGAACAUUGUGACGGUGCGCGAGAUCGUGGUCGGCAGCAACAUGGAUAAGAUCUACAUCGUGAUGGAUUACGUUGAGCACGACUUGAAGUCGCUAAUGGAGACCAUGAAGCAGCCGUUUCUGGUUGGGGAGACGAAGACUCUGCUGAUCCAGUUGCUCCGGGCCGUACAGCACCUCCACGACAACUGGAUCCUCCAUCGGGACUUGAAGACGUCCAACCUCCUCCUCUCGCACAAGGGCAUCCUCAAGGUCGGGGAUUUUGGGCUGGCGCGUGAGUACGGUUCCCCGUUGAAACCGUACACACCAAUCGUGGUAACCCUGUGGUACCGUGCCCCAGAACUCUUGCUAGGAGUGAAGGAAUACUCCACCCACAUCGACCUGUGGUCCGUCGGGUGCAUCUUUGCUGAGUUUCUCACCAUGAAACCCCUCUGGCAGGGCAAAUCGGAGAUCGACCAACUGAACAAGAUCUUCAAAGACCUGGGCACCCCGAGUGAACGGAUCUGGCCUGGCUAUAAUGAACUCCCUGCUGUAAAGAAGUGCACGUUCGCUGAGUAUCCUUACAACAACCUUCGCAGUCGAUUUGGAGCGUACCUGUCAGACCUAGGCUUCGAGCUCCUUAACAAAUUUCUCACGUACUGUCCCUCGAAGAGGAUCACCGCAGAAGACGCGCUGAAGCACGAGUUUUUCCGUGAGUCACCGCAGCCGGUGGACCCGAGCAUGUUCCCAACAUGGCCGGCAAAGAGCGAACAGACCACGACACGCGUGAAGAGGGGAAGUAGCCCGCGGCCACCAGAAGGAGGGUUGGGUUAUGCCCAACAGUUGGCAGAAGAUGGGGACAUUGAACCUGGUCUGGGCUUUCACUUCAACACAUCCCAGCAAGGGGUGUCAGCGAAGGGGGCAGGCUUCAAUCUCAAGUUCUAGUUAUUCCUAACUAGUCACUAAGAUCUUACCUAAUAUCCAUUCUAGUUUAGCUCAUCACCUCUCUCCAGAAUGGCCAGAGUCCCUAAAGUAAUACCUGUUCAAAUUCAUGCAUUUUAUAUUUCACUCUGUAAAAAUAUUUGUCACGUUGUAUUUGUGUAUUAGAUUUCUAUCAUAUGAUCUAAAAAUAAGAAAGUAAAAUGCAAAAGGGUUUAUAAAAAGGAUGCCUUCCAAGAAAAAAAAGCCAAAAUUUAUGUGUUCAGACUCAGAGAAUGAAAAUUGUGUGGCCUUUGUAUUUCGGACUGGGGGAGGUUCCUGGUUGAUCUGGGUAAAUGUUAAGAGACUAGCAUUGAAUGUAUCUCCUUACACUUACAGCUCAUACUAAGGUCUUUGUGAUAUAACACUAGCUUUGUGCAGGACCAGCAGAUAUGAUAGAAUAUGACUAGCCUCAAAGAAGGGCAAAUAUAUGUGUAUCCAGAUAGAUUUGAAACUGUACAUAUCCACUUGUGGUUGCAUAUACAUGUAGUGUGGAAUUAAACUAAGUACAUGCAGUCAAUGUUGUUUCAGAUCAU
Molecule: messenger RNA, 3196 nt
Organism: Branchiostoma belcheri (Belcher's lancelet)
Lineage: Eukaryota; Metazoa; Chordata; Leptocardii; Amphioxiformes; Branchiostomatidae
Product: cyclin-dependent kinase 11B-like
Exons: 5
Coding region: 126-2627 (833 amino acids)
Biological process (GO): protein phosphorylation; regulation of mitotic cell cycle
Cellular component (GO): nucleus
Molecular function (GO): cyclin-dependent protein serine/threonine kinase activity; ATP binding
Source: RefSeq, a predicted model, not a curated record